GAAAAACCUCCGAUAAAAAUUAACUCAACCAAAAAAACCCACAGAUAAAGAUAGAUUAACCACAACUUAGACCAAAGAUAACGUGAAGAGAUUCCAAUAAAUUGUCUAGUUGAGCUUCUGAAUCUAAAAAAAUUUCCUUCUCCACUGUUUCUCAGGAUGGCAAAGUGGGCAGCGCUAUGGAUUCUAGCUUUUGCAUUUGCAGCCGCCGCCAACGGAGAACCAGUUGAAAAAAAGACGUAUAUUGUUCAUAUGGCACAGUGGCAGAUGCCAGAAUCGUAUGCCACCCACGAGCACUGGCACACAUCAAUGGCGGAAAACUUAUCUGCGGAGCUUCUUUAUCACUACAACCAGGUUUUCCACGGAUUUGCGGCGCGAAUGACGGCGGCUCAAGCGGAAACUCUGAAGAAAUCCCAUGGCGUCCUCUCAGUUUACGAGGAAACGGUCUCUGAGCUUCACACGACCCACACGCCCGAUUUUCUGGGCCUGAGCUCCAACGCCGGAUUAUGGCCGGAGUCGGAAUUCGGCGACGACAUUAUUGUGGGUGUUCUCGACACAGGCGUUUCGCCGGAAAGUGAGAGCUUCGAUGAUAAGGGGUUUGGUCCCGUGAGGGGCAAAUGGAAGGGCGAGUGCGCCGGCGGGGAGAAUUUCAAAUGCAGUCAGAAGCUCAUCGGAGCAAGAUUUUACCGGCGGGGAUCGGAUGGUUCAGGGAACAACAAUGAAGCGCAAUCUGCCCGUGAUACUGAAGGGCACGGCACACACACUUCGUCUACCGCCGCCGGCGGUUUUGUGAGAAAUGCGAGUAUUUUCGGGUAUGCGAGCGGGACUGCCCGGGGAAUGGCGGCGCAGGCAAGGAUUGCGGCUUACAAGGUGUGCUGGGGAAAUGGGUGUUAUGAUUCGGAUAUUCUGGCCGCCAUGGACCAGGCUGUUGCAGAUGGGGUUGAUGUCCUUUCGCUUUCUUUGGGCGGUACCGUAGGGGCAUAUUACAGGGACUCCAUUGCAAUUGGUGCUUUUGGUGCUACUGAAAAUGGCGUUUUUGUUUCGUGCUCUGCGGGUAAUAGUGGGCCUGGGAGCUUUACUCUUUCUAAUGUUGCGCCCUGGAUUAUGACCGUGGGGGCUAGUACUUUGGAUCGGGAUUUUCCGGCCUAUGCAAUUCUUGGUGAUGAAAAAUGGUACCGUGGGGUUUCUCUUUCUGCUGGAUCGAGACUGCCUAAGGGUAUGUUGGAUUUGGUUUAUGCGGGAAAUGUUAGCGCUAAUGGGUCUCAGCAGUCGAAUCUUUGCAUGUCGGGUACACUGGAUCGUAAGCUUGUGAAGGGUAAGAUUGUUCUGUGUGACCGUGGGGUAAAUGCUAGGGUGGAGAAAGGUGCGGUUGUUAAGGCUGCAGGUGGGCUUGCCAUGAUUCUUGCUAAUUCGGAUGAUGAAGGCGCUGAGCUCGUGGCUGAUGCGCAUCUGCUGCCUGCUACGACUGUUUCGGCAAAGGACGGGAACACCAUAAAGGAGUACAUAUUUUCCACAAAAUCCCCAAAAGCAACAAUCGGCUUCAACGGCACAAUCCUGGGCGUAAAGCCGGCGCCGGCAAUGGCCGCCUUCAGUUCUCGAGGUCCAAGUUCCGUAACCCCACAAAUCCUAAAACCAGACAUUACAGCACCAGGCGUGAACAUUCUAGCAGCGUGGACGCCCAAUGCGGGUCCCACAGGACUCUCCUCAGAUAACCGACGGGUCCCUUUCAACAUCAUCUCGGGCACCUCCAUGUCCUGCCCGCAUGUCAGUGGCCUGGCGGCGCUGCUCAAAGCAGCCAAUCCUGACUGGAGCCCCGCCGCCAUAAAGUCCGCCCUCAUGACCACCGCCUAUUCAACCGAUAACGCCGGUCAUCCAAUCCUCGACAUAGCAACUGGCAAUCCAUCCACGCCCUUCGAUCACGGCGCCGGCCACGCGGACCCACAAACAGCCCUCCAUCCUGGCCUCGUAUAUGAUCUCACCGCAGAAGACUAUCUCCACUUUCUCUGCAGCAUAAAUUACACAGACUACCAGAUCAAAAUCCUUGCCCGCCGGAAUUUCACGUGCCCGGGAAACAAUCCAAUUACGUUCCCGGAAAAGCUGAAUUACCCGUCCUUCGUCGUGAUCUUCACAUCUCCGGUCGUCGAACUCACGCGGACGGUCACCAACGUGGGACCUGCCGGUUCCACGUAUAAAUUCUCGGUUUCUCUGCCCGCCACUGUAGCCGCAGAGGUCGAACCCGCGACGCUGUCGUUUUCAGAAACGGGUGAGAAAAGGAGCUAUACGGUUAAGUUUACCUCCAAGUCCAACUCUGCUGACUGGACUUUCGGGUCUCUGACGUGGACCGAUGGGAAGCACUCUGUCCGGAGUCCGAUUGCAAUAACGUCCGAGAUUCCUCUGGAGAAACGACAAGGAAGGUUGCGUGCAUCUCACUGAAAGUUACGUUUGCGGAGACGCCAAGCCAAAAUCAAAAAUAACAGUUGAAAAAACAAAAAUAGAAAACAUUUGGUGGGAAGUCAUUUUUGUUGUAUACGACAAGGCAUUAAAUUGUAUUGGUAGUUUAAAAACUAUAAUAUUUGUUUUAGAUAUGGCGAAUCACACUAUUUAUUUUUAAUAUUUUAUGGAAAAUAUUUUGUUUUUCUAUUA
Messenger RNA from Cryptomeria japonica (Japanese cedar), 2640 nucleotides. Its product is annotated as subtilisin-like protease SBT1.7. The transcript is spliced from 3 exons. Bases 157 to 2430 code for a protein of 757 amino acids. Gene Ontology annotation, biological process: proteolysis. Gene Ontology annotation, molecular function: serine-type endopeptidase activity. The record is from RefSeq and is a predicted model, not a curated record. NCBI's taxonomy places the organism in Eukaryota, Viridiplantae, Streptophyta, Pinopsida, Cupressales, Cupressaceae.